AAAAAAAAAAAAAAUCUGUGUGUCCUUUGGGCUUCGGUGCGCUCCUAUUUCUUCAAGUCGCACAUUGAGUGGCAGCACUCGACCCAGCCCAAUCGAGUGCUUCUUCUUGUCGGCCUCGUCUCUGCUCUGUGUUAGUUGCCUCAUCGUAACCAUUCCAGGAGCAGAAGGUGAAGGGGCUUUGGGGGAAACAAAAUGGUGGUUGCCAGUUCUAAUCCGCACCACAGGGAAAUAAGUAUCAGGAAGAGGAUUGCGAGCAUAUUCAAUAAACGAGAAGAUGAUUUUCCUUCUUUGAGAGAAUACAAUGAUUACUUGGAGGAAGUAGAGGAUAUGACGUUUAACUUGAUCGAAGGAAUAGAUGUCCCUGCUAUUGAAGCCAAAAUUGCACAGUACCAGGAAGAAAAUGCUGAACAAAUAAUGAUUAAUAGAGCCCGCAAGGCUGAAGAACUAGCUGCAGCUCUAGCAGCAAGCAAGGGUCAUCCUGUACAAAAUGAUACUGAUGUGGCACUGAACCAAGGCUUUCAAGCAGGAUUUGGUACUGGUAUGCAGGGGCAAUAUGCACCUACAAUUUCUGGACAACCACGACCAGUAGGCAUGGGAGGCCCGCAACCACUGCCACUCGGAGGGGUGCAUGAUAUGCAUGGAUAUGAUGAUGAAGAAAUGAUGCAGCUGCGAGCAGAGAGAGGUCCAAGGGCAGGAGGGUGGAGUCCAAUGAUAAGCAGGAAGAGGGCACUUGAAGAAGCCUUCAGUAGCAUUUGGAUUUCAUAGGACCAUAGCUUCUUAAUCUCUGUAAUGUAUUAUGUAUAUGGCCAAGCUAUUUACUUAUUCAUGAUAAAGAAUUUGUUUGUCAGAUUUUUGACAUGCGGCGAGGUUUAAAGUUAUACCUUCUAAAGUUAUGACGAUCAAGUAUUGUAAAAUUGUCCUAUUUAUGUACCAGGAACCAUUAACAUCAAA
Messenger RNA from Rosa chinensis, 951 nucleotides. RefSeq names its product CDK-activating kinase assembly factor MAT1. Gene Ontology annotation, biological process: DNA repair; regulation of transcription by RNA polymerase II; regulation of cyclin-dependent protein serine/threonine kinase activity. The coding region runs from base 193 to 765 and encodes 190 amino acids. The record is from RefSeq and is a predicted model, not a curated record. The transcript is spliced from 6 exons. Gene Ontology annotation, cellular component: transcription factor TFIIH holo complex. Lineage: Eukaryota; Viridiplantae; Streptophyta; Magnoliopsida; Rosales; Rosaceae.